Molecule: messenger RNA, 9101 nt
Organism: Ctenocephalides felis (cat flea)
Lineage: Eukaryota; Metazoa; Arthropoda; Insecta; Siphonaptera; Pulicidae
Product: vacuolar protein sorting-associated protein 13D-like
Exons: 31
Coding region: 57-9101 (3014 amino acids)
Biological process (GO): protein targeting to vacuole; protein retention in Golgi apparatus; mitochondrion organization
Cellular component (GO): extrinsic component of membrane
Source: RefSeq, a predicted model, not a curated record
GAAUUUUUUGAAGUCCUAAUUAAAAUUAAUAUUAAUGGUGAUUUUUAUUGUAAAAUAUGUUGGAAGGACUUGUGGCCUGGGUUUUAAAUAAUUACUUGGGCAAAUAUGUGGAGAACUUGAACACAGAUCAGUUGAGCAUUGCUUUGUUAUCAGGUGAGGUCGAAUUAGAGAACCUCCCGAUAAGAAAAGAUGCCCUAAGACUCCUCGGGUUACCUUUACAAGUCAGAGCUGGUUAUAUAGGUCGUGUGAGACUCCAAAUUCCAGUCAGACAAUUCAGAUCAGCCCCAUGGGUGAUACUAAUCGAACAAUUGAAUGUUGUUGCUGGACCGAUUAACUUGGACGAGUGGGAUGAUGAGUUUGAGAGAAAUGCUUCCUUGGAACGUAAGCUCAAUAAAUUGGAUGCUCAUGAGUCCCGAUGGAGAGCUGUCCGAGAUGCAAAUUCCUCUGCAGGAAGACAAGGAGCUUCUGGAUCAACUGGAUACUAUGCCUCGAGUUACUCGUCCUGGUUGAGUUAUGGGGCCAGUUUUGUUUCCGGGAUUGUGGAUAAUUUACAAUUUAAAAUCCGUGACAUCCAUAUAAGAUACGAAGACUCCAUAUCAAUCCCUGGACAAAUAUUUGCUUGCGGGAUAACAUUGGGAUCCUUGAACACAAAUGGAGCAGUAAGUGACUUCUCAUCAGCUUCCAUAAACAUCAACUACAAUGCCAACUCUGGUACAGCAACCUCACCAGGAGCUGCAGGUGGUGCAAAUGGUGCUAAAACUAUGGAACUACAGGCUUUGGCCAUCUAUUGGGACGCGAUUGAGGAGACUGAUAUGCUCGGGAAUAGGACUUUGGGAGAAUUAGCAGUUGCUUUAGAUUCCAUAAAGUCCCAUCAGUAUGUCCUCAAACCUGUGCGAGGCAGAGCACAAUUGGGUAGAGAGACUCCAAAUCUAGGGGAGUUCCAAGCAGGUGGUGAUAGACCAUCGAGUAGACCAAGACUUGUUUGUGAUUUGCAGUUGCAUAAAGUUCCAUUGGUUCUUGUUGAUUGGCAGUAUGAGCAGUUGAUAAAGUGCGCACACGGUUUGGAAAAUGUGGCCAAGAUACGUAAGAACCGUCUGAACAGACCUGGAGUGCUGGUGAAAGAUAGUCCUAAAGCAUGGUGGCUGUACGCUCUUAAAUGCAAUGGUCAUGACUUCUAUCGUCCAACAUGGGAAGAAUGCCUAUCGUUGGCAAGAGACAAUAUCAACUAUGUAGAUUUAUACACAAAAUUGUUAUUAGCACCAUCCUGCACAUUGCCUUUGGAACAGAAGCAACUGAAAGAUCGAAUGGAGACAGUGCUCACUUUGGAUAAAUUGAAAGCUUUAAGAGAGGUGGCCAUGAGUCGAAUACCAGAAAAAACAGAUGAGUCCAGGAAUACAAACAGUGGAAGUGGUUACGGUGUGUUGUUUCAAUGGUUUCCACAGUACUGGGGAUGGUAUGGCAGUAAUUCUUCUUCUAAAACACCAUCAGCUGAAAAUGAGGCUUUAGUCCCAUCUACUACAUCUGAUAACACUUUGGAUGCAGAGUUGCUGAAAGCCUUGGCAAAUGUACGAGAUGAAAGACAAAAUUGUCAUGUUGUUGCCCAGUUUGAAUUUACUCUUGAAGAAGGAACUUUUAGUAUUUGCAUGGGAGAAUCUUAUAGCAAAAGUGUUCCAAUGCUUGAGUUACAUUUUGAGACUGUAAAAGUAUCUGUUGAGACCAGAUCUAGGUAUGGUUCGUAUCAGGCAAAAUUGGCACUGGGCAGUGUUUCCAUUUUGGACAAAAUUACCAAGAAUACUAUUUUUCCAGUGCUUGUAUGCCCUCAGGGUAAAGACAAUGCUCCAUUGCCUAGGAUGCGUCAGAUGUCUCAAAGAACCCAUCGCAUCUCGGUAACGCAACAGCCUUAUGUCAAUUUGGAGAAAACCAAUGAGCCUUUGUUUUCCUUGUGUUUUGAGCGUAAACCUCUUGGUCAAAACACAGAUUACAGCCUGAAAAUAAAAUCUCAAGCCUUGGAUAUUGUCUACAACAAAAGUGCUGUUCAGUGGUUAGUCGACUUCAUUUGUAAACCUCACCAAAUGGCGGCAACGAGACGGAGAAUCAACGAUAUGAAAUUGAGAACCAAGCAGGAGUUGAUGAAAAACUGGGAGCAGUUGUUGGAAGGUGAUCUUUCUGAACGUAAAGACUGGUUAUUAGAAUUAGACAUAUCAGCUCCUCAAAUUAUUUUUGUUGAGAGCUUUCUGGACUGUGAUACGUGCGUCGUUGUAUUGGAUUUUGGACGCUUGGUCUUGUCCAAUAAGCAAAAUGAAGAACUUGAUAAAAAUCAAGAUGAUCCUUAUUACAAUCGCGAUAGUGAGGAUGAAGAGAUGUUUAUGACACCGUGUUCAACGCCUCCAGGUAGUGAAGCCAGUGGAUCUGAUAGUCCAACGUUAUGUUCAAAUGAAGAUUCUUUAAAAUUGUCACCUGAGAAUCUGAUGAUGUUGAACCAGAAUACAUUACACAAUAGGAUUUAUGAUAAGUACAAUGUGGAAUUUUUAGAUCUGCAAGUAUUGGUUGGUCGAGCUACAGACAAUUGGAGUUUUGCUCAUACCAAAGGAACUUCACCAUUGCACGUUUUAGACCGAUUCAAUAUAUCAUUCCAAAUUGAACGUAGGUUAGUCCACACAGUAGAUCCACAAUAUCCAAGUCUAAUAGUGAGCGGUACUCUGCCAAGAUUGGUUAUGCAUGUAGCUGAACAAAAAAUAUUCUCUUUGAAAAAACUGCUGGAUAUUUUAGAAAGCGAAAAGGCAGAUUCACCAUUUAAAAGCCCAACAAUAACAGAUGAUAUAUUGAUGCAAGAUACAUUACCACAUCUUGAUCAUGCCAAGGAAUCAGCAUCAAAAAUUAUAACACUGCAAUUUUCAGUUGAACAACUUGCAAUAGAAGUCCAAUCUCGUGGUAAAAGUGUAGCAGAGUUGCAAGUAACAGGAGUCAGAUUAGGUUUCACCAAGUGCUCCACCGAAACCAGUGCUACUUUAUUAGUGCAUGGAUUGUUGCUUGUUGAUGCCUUGCAAACUUUUGGACCAGAUUUUGAGCUAUUGGUGGCUUCACAUAAACAUGUGGGCAUGGAUUCUGUGUCUGGCAGUUUACGAGAUAGUGAUCCAUGUUCACCAACUUCUCCUGCCAGUCCUGAUCCCAUGAACGUAGCGCGAAGAGCCACCAGUCCUCAUCAGUUGUCGCAAGCAUUGAGUAGCUUGAGACAAGGACAUAUCUCACCAGUUAUGGAGACAAUAUUAAAUAAAUCAGACACUGAAGCGCUGAUUGUGAUUGAAGUGUUGUAUGUGAAUGCUACUGAAACCGAAGAGGCUAUACAAAUAGCUAGUAUACAAUUUAAUAAUUUAGACAUCAUAGCCAAUCAGGAAACUAUAGUUGAGUUGAUAGGCUUUGCCAAUAGGGUGUUGCCAAAGUUCCAAUCAGGAGGUGCUAUGAAAAGCUUUACAGCAGAAACCAAAGAUAAUCUAGUCAACAACACGAGAGCUGAGAUCACAUUUGAUUUCCACAGACUGAAUGUGUUAGUCUUAAGAGCUUUAUUGAGAGACGGUUGUUACAUUGGGAGAAAAGUUGCAACAGCAACAAUGUCUGAAGCCAGAAUACAUGCAACUAUUGGCACAGGAGUGACUAUUGAAGGAUCUCUGGGAGGCUUGCAAGUUUUGGACCUGACUCCUACUGGCAUAACUCAUCAGCGCGUCUUGAGCGUUGGUAAGGAUCCUUUAACAGAUCCUGAAGUUUUACCACAUGUUGAUUUGCUACAAAUGUUGACCACUGAAAUUUAUAAUACGCAUCAGCAGUCUUCAGAGACAGGUUGUAAGGAGGCUUUGUCCUUUCGUAUUGAGCAGAAUAAAAUUGACAACAACCAGGUUACAGAUUUGCACAUUAAAUUGAGAAUGGGUAGUGUUUGGUACACGUAUUCUCCGCAUUUGUUGAUGGAGAUUAAGAUGUGUGCUACUGAGUUCCAGACUUAUUUAUCAGCGUUGGCACAUAGCAUCAAGGCUAGAGCUACGGAUAUGGCGAUAAAUUUGGUGCAGGCCCGAAUGGAUUCGAUAACGCACGAAACUUAUUUGAGCAUGGGACAGAAGACUUCGCCUCAAUGCACAGAAUGCAACGUUUUGAUAAAUUUGGAUAUUGUUUUAGAGACUCCGGUUUUAGUUUUGCCAAGGGCACCAACAAGUCCCCAUGUCUUUGUGGCACAUUUAGGAAGAAUUUCUUUAUCCAACACACCAAAUUAUACCAACGAAACGGUUCCAAGAAAAAUUUAUAAUGCAACUUUUGAUACCUAUGUGAUAGAAGUCCGUGAUAUGAACUUAUAUUCUCUAGAUACAAGCGAUAGGCGUAAUGUGAUGGAUCAUGGUACAAUAUUAAAAGCAGAGGAGUUGUAUUGCUCCAAAGGUGGUUUACCAAUUCUGCACGACACCACUAUUAAGUUGGAAAUAGCGCGAGAGCUUCCUGAUUUGUACAAUUCGAUGGAACUCUUAGACGAAAAGUUUUCUAGAGACUGUGUCCAUGUCAACGGAUGUGUGGUGACGCCUUUACGAGUGUCUUUAUCACGAGAGCAGUAUGAACAAUUGUUGGACACUGUAGACAAUUUGACCAGCAGUCCUAAAGAUUUCCAAAGCACCAGGUCCCAAGAUCAAGUCGAUUCCAAAACAGUUUCGGGCGAACCAAGAAGGAAUAUGUUGGAUGCUAAAGUUAAGUUUGAGAUGCCUUGUUUGACUUUGGAGCUACGCGGAGAUUGUGGAACAGGUCAACAAGGUCUAGUGGAAAUCUCCUUGCGAGAUUUCAUCUUGAAUUACGAGAAAUGCCACGAUUACGAAACGAAUAUUCUGGUGUCGUUACGUACUUUGGUUAUGGAAGAUUUGUUGAAGGAACCUGAUAGCAAAUAUCGAUACAUGAUGGUAUCCAGUACAUCAAAACAAACUUGGCAACCUAGUUGGUUCGUAUCUCGUUCGUGUCCUAAUUUUAUACCGAUAUCAACAGGACAACUAGACGAAAUUCCAAGAGGGUCCUUACCGGAUCAUUUGGAACCUAAACGGACUUGCCGAAAUCCAUCGUUGCAAAUGGACGUGUGUCCAAUUACGCCUCCGUCUUCACCGAAAUACAAAGAAUCAGAUAUGCUUGUGAAAGUAUCAGCUUUACUAGUCGAUGACGCCAGUCCAGAGUUCACAACCAAGUACAGAUCUUUACACAAAUGUGUAUCUGUUGAUUUUAACGGUUUGGAUACAGUAGUUGCUGUCCAAAGUUGGUUGGUGGUCUUGGAUUUCUUUGGUAUGUCAGACUCCAAACCGCACCACGAGGAACCAACACAGGAAACCAAAGUGACUCCUUUGACUAACAGCGAAGUGGAGAUCUUUGUACGUUCUUUGAACAUGAUCAUGAUCCGCAAAGAGGAAGAUCUAGCCAAAGUGUCAAUAUCUCAUGUAUCUUUCACCAUAACGAAGGACAGUUCUGUGAAAAUCAUCACAGGAACUUUAGGGUCUUUGAUAGUGAUGGAUUUGACACCUCAAGGGAGUAUGUAUAGGGAAAAAUUUGCAACAUGUGGUGAGGAAGCGAUGAAUUUUACAUAUUUAACCAAUGUGAAAACGUCGACAAGUUUGGGAAAAGACAAGAUUAAGGGAAGUGAAGCUAAUUUGAAGGUGGAGAUGGCUUCUGUUAAGUAUGUGCAUACAAAACGUUUUGUUACUGAAUUGCAAAACUUCUUCCGACAUUUGUCAUUGCUGCAGAACGUCAUGGAGAAGGUGAGACAGAGGACAAAGAAUAAGCACAAUAAGUCUUUACACCAAGACCAAGACCUUCCAGAUGAUUCUGCAUCCAGGUUGCUCCUGGAUGUAAGGGUUUCUAGACCAGUUAUAGUACUUCCAGCAGGAGGUUCUUCUAAAAGAUUUGUAGUGGCGGAUGCAGAGGCUCUGACAAUACAUAAUACGUUUAAAAUGGCUGUUCCUAGUGCUGAGACUCUGGAUGAAGGAGAAUUAGUAGAUUCAAUAUCAAUUCAGCUUGUACAAGCUGAUUUAUUUGAGGGAUCUCGCGACAACCAAAUUAUAGGAUCAUGUUCAAUGCAGAGACCUUCAUUGUUGGCUGGUAAACGCACAGUUGAUGUCACUGUUGAAAGAAAGGUGGACACAGGAAUACAACGAUUUAGUGUGUUGCCUGAUUUGACUAUCCAGUGCACAUUAUCAAAACUGGAUGCUAGUCUGGAUCUAGAUCAAUACAGUUUGGUUCGUGGUGUUUUGAAAUACAAUUUAGGAGAAAAUUUAGAUGAUGUUGUGCUGCCAGGGUUGAAUAUAAUUGAAGAAGAAGAAUCAACUGAUCAUGAUAGAGAAGGAAGUCAGUCUCAACCUAUUAGAACAGUGAGCUGUUUGAAGAUUUUAUUGCAUGAUGUUACAGUUGAUUUAAAUUUGAAACCGAAUGAACCAUUGGCUAAAGUUAAUUUUAUUAAGUCAAGACUGACUGUUGAUAGUUAUUCGGAUGAGACACAGGAUGUGGAUUUAGUGUCACAGGAAAUUUUAAUAGCAGACACCAGAUACAAGGAUGAACCAGUUAAUAAGAGAAGAAAUGUUUUCUCCAACAUCCUGCAACCGAUAAGAUUUCAACACGAUAGUAACCAAGUACAACUCGAACUACACUCGCGAAUAAGAAAAAACAACUCCAAGUUUACAAUUCUAUUAAACAACAUGCGUCUAAUGGCAAUUUGGGACUGGUUGGAAAUAGCUCGGGACUAUCUGGGGCACUGUCAUGGAGACGAAAAGACUUCAAUCAAUGCAACAGGCAAAAGUGUGACCAAGAAGAGUUUAAGUGGAGAUCCCAUGCUUAGGAAGACCAGUUUUAAAUCCAGUGAAGCAAAGAGACAACAGAAACAUCAUAUAAAGAGACAAUCUCCUCAAGAAGAACCAAAUACAGUAUUUGAAAUGAAGUUAAACAUCACUGAUUCUGAAUUGGUUGUUGUUGAGAAUGCUUCGUUGUGGGAAAGCAAUGCUGUUAUUUUAAAGAGUACAAGUGUGGUUUCAUACAGGCCAGGAUCACAAAGGCCUCUUUCCUUGAAUUUAAAUCGAUUGGAAUUAUUCUCUUGUGUUCUGGGAGCUGAAGAGGAAUCUGCUUUGUCUAUAAUAGAUCCUGUUACUGUUCAAAUCGACCUUAGUCAAGAAGGGUUGCUUGAGGCACAAUUACAUACUUUAUGCAUUCGACUGUCAUACCAUGAUGUAUUAAUGUUCCAACGGAUAUUCAGUUCGUUGCCUCAACAAUUUAAAUCUGAGUCCAACUCUAUUAAAAAUAAACAGAGUCCUCCUGCUAAUGCUAAAAGUAAAAUAGCAAAACUGACAGCCCUGGGGUUCUCCAAAACAGAAUGUGCAAAAGCUUUAGAACAAUGCGAUUAUUUAUUAGACGAUGCAGCUCUUUUACUAACAGCUCGUGCCCCAAGUGACAGAAAUUUCAAUCGUGAUCAAAAUAUUGAUGCAGACGAUGAAAAUAAAAACAAUUUUGAUGUCAAAGUCUUUGAGAUUAAAUCAGAUUGUGUCUCCUUGUGCAUCAUUGAUGACUGCAGGGACUCUGAUGUGCCUUUGUUAGAAUUUUCGCUGUCUGAGCUGUUCUUCAGACACAAGUUGAAGAACGGUGAGAAGUCUGGUGAUGUGGAUGAGCUGCCUAAGCCUAUUCUUCCACCUCCAGUUGAAGCUACAAGCAGUGCUCUGGUGGCUUACAAGAGUGGAUUUGAUGAUAACAAUGAGCAGUUUGGAACCCAGUUGUCUGCUAUUUUGUCUGGCGACUAUUAUAACAGAGCUCUUAGUGGUUGGGAACCUUUUAUUGAACCAUGGAAGUCUGAUAUCAGAAUGCAAUUGAACGAAGCAUUAAAAAUACCAGGAUUAACAAGCGAUGAACUCAUUGUCAAAAUAUUGAGCUCUGAGAUGCUAAAUUUAAAUGUUACAAGCACACUUAUGGAUUUGUAUAAUAUGGUUCAUAAAAACUGGACUCAAGAUAUGCAUGGUGAAGCUAACGAUACAGGUCAACAAUUGAGCAACCCUCCUGGUUUUAAGCGAAGAUAUCCAUUUGUACCAUUUGCUUUAAAAAAUGAAACUGGCAACAAUUUAUGGUUCUAUACUUUGAUAACCAGUCCUGAUAGUCACUUAACAAAAGCAACACCUCCACCAACUGAUCCAGGAUGGUGUUUGGUACGUCCAGGAGACACAGCGCCUCUUUCAUUCAUCCAGACAACUGUACCAGGUGUAUUUUCUAAACAAAGAGGUGGAACUAGACAUAAAGAACCGACUUUGCAUCAGACAUUUGCCAGAGUCCAGGGAUGGACACCUGUUGGACCUGUCUCGGUUGAUAAAGUCGGAGUUUAUUUUAGACAUGCUCAUGCCGAAUAUGAAACAAUGAAUUUGGAGAUGCCUAAAGCUCGAAUAGUGUUCUCAGUAACUCUUGAAGGAUCAGCACAAAAAUUGGUGACCGUCAGAUCAGCUUUACGUGUUGUCAAUAAUAUUGAUAGUCCUAUCCAGUUACGAAUGGAAUAUUAUAAUGGACAAUUUGGAAUUUUAAAUUGGCCUCCAACAAAAGAAGAGAUUGUCCAACCUGGAUCAGUAUAUUCUGUUCCUCUAACUCAUGCUCAUAGCCACAUCAGAUUAAGACCUCUUGUCCAAGAUCCUAAUACAAAAGAAAAGGUCGAAAUUGAGAAAUAUAGUCGUGGUCCAAGACCUGCUAAUUUCAGGCACAAACCUCCAGAUUUCCAAUUGUGUAAACAACCUUUGAUGUGGUGGCGUGUACAGAGAACUGGUGAAGUUGCACAGGAGUUAAGAACUUGUUAUGACAAGGAUAAAGUUUAUAGGUUAGUUGCUUGUAUCAGACGUGACAACUACCCCAACACAACGUCAAUGACGACAUCGUCAGCAAAUAAUAUGACAACUGCAAUUGUGCAACCAGCACACACAAUAAGUAUUGCCCCAGUUGCUCUGCUCUGCAACCGGUUGCCCUGUGAUCUCAUUUAUAGAUUAGUAACACCCGGAGGUGGCAGUAGUAGUGGUCAAAGCAGCAAAAGUGGAAGAGUGCGUUCUGAAUCUAGAGCUCCACUCAUAGAAGUAAGGACAUGA